Messenger RNA from Carcharodon carcharias (great white shark), 1994 nucleotides. It is a transcript of the gene gnb1l, whose product is annotated as guanine nucleotide binding protein (G protein), beta polypeptide 1-like. NCBI's taxonomy places the organism in Eukaryota, Metazoa, Chordata, Chondrichthyes, Lamniformes, Lamnidae. Bases 85 to 1071 code for a protein of 328 amino acids. The record is from RefSeq and is a predicted model, not a curated record. Gene Ontology annotation, molecular function: protein binding. The transcript is spliced from 7 exons.
AGUUACUCUUGGAAGAGAUUAAUCGGAUUUGCGCAGCGUUCAACUCGCUUAGCUGGAUAUUUAACCGAUUGUCUAGCCAACUCUAUGGCCCUGCGGCACCCUGAUCCAAAAUUUGUGCUUCGAGGUACUGGAGCUUCAGUAAACACUCUGCAUUUCUGCUGCAGAGAUCAGGAGGGCUGCGAUCCUAUACUCUUCUCAGGCUCAGCCAAUGGACUAAUACACAUUUGGAACUUAAAGACACACAGGGCAGAUAAAGUGCUGGAAAGCCACAGCGGACAGUCUGUUUUAUGGAUACAAACUUUGCAAGGGAGGGAUUGUCUCAUCAGCCAGGGUCGGGAUGCAGCUGUCUGUACGUGGGAUCUAUCAGAAGGGCGCACUGCAGUGAUUGACUACAUUCCUUUGGAUAGCUAUGGAUUCUGUCAAUGCUCGCUAAUGCAAAAAGAUGUUGGCCAUUACCUUUUAGCUUCCCCGGGCAGCACCUUGUCUGAGGUGAAAAUUUUAGACCUACUUAAGAAGACGCCAGUCUGGAUCCUAAAGCCGCCAGCAGAUGCUAAACUGGGCAUGCCUAUGUGUCUGAAAUUAUGGCAGCCUCUUUCCUGUUCUCGGCCUUUAUUAUUGGUUGGCUACGAGGAUGGGUCUGUGACCCUCUGGGACCCAUCGGAAAAGAAAAUGUUGAGCCGUCUCGCCUGCCACAAUGAACCAAUCAUGUGUCUCGACUUUGACCCGGAGAAGGUCAAGGGUAUCUCCGGCUCCUCAGAAAAGGUUCUCAGCUCCUGGGGACUUGACGAGCAACAGAACCUUAAGUUGCAGAAAACGGUGACACUAGUAAAUGCUGGGAUAGCUGACACCUGCAUUCGUCAAGACAAGAAGAUAUUAGCCACAGCUGGUUGGGAUCAUCAGGUCCGUGUCUUUGGCUGGAAGAAGCUGAAACCCCUGGCAAUUCUACCAUACCACACAGCCGGCGUCCACUGCGUGUCAUUCUCAGAUCAUGUUGUUUUAAGCGAAAGGUUUAUGGCUGCAGGAUCUAAAGACCAGCGCAUAAGUUUAUGGUCCCUCUACAAUGAGCCAUGAAAGAGUUAAUUUUAUACAGAAGCAUCAUCUAUACUCUGACUAAGCUGAAGACUAUGUGAGCAGUAUUGCUUGACUGGUGAUGGAUGAUGUAAGUCAGCUUUGUGUGCAUUUUCUAUUGUAAUUCUAUUAUGGUUGUAAACUUGUUUUCUUUGUGGGUUGUCUCCUAUUGAAUUGAUAAUUAAAUAAAGAGCUUGUAUGUCAAUAGAACUUACUCACCCCAAAACAGUUUACAGCCAAUCAAUUACUUUUGAAUUGUAAUCACUGCUGGUUUGCAAGCAAGUGCAGCAGCUAAUUUGUGCACAAGAAAGUUCCAUAAAUAGCAAUGAGGUUAGCAACCAGUUAAUCCAUUUAUAGCUGGUUUUGAUGGAGGAAUAAAUGUUGGCUAGAACAUCAUGUGAACUCCCAUAUUACUUCACAUAGUGCCAUGGGAUUUUUUUUUUAAAACAAAAGAAAUACUACUUAAGAUCCUGUAGCACAUUACAAAGAUAAGCCUUGCAAUCCAUUGCCACAACUCUAAAUUCUACAACAACUUGUUGGCAUGAGGUAAAUUUAACAAAUUAAUUUAACUGUAAUUCCUCAUGAGACUUCAUUGUGUUUAACACAAUGCUUCCUGUGGAGAGGAGACAGAAAUAAUGUUGAUUUUUUAACAUAAACCCGUACUUAAUCUAAAUGUCUUUGUUUUAGAGUAAUGUUUUUAAAAAUAUAUAUUUGCAAUGCUCCUUUGUGAAACUCUGUACCCACUCCAUUUUGUUCAGCAAGCAAAGAAGCAGGCAACGAGGUGACAUCAGCCAAGCUGAUCCUGUUGUACUGUGGCCACUGAUGUUGAUGUGACUGAGAUUGGGCUCUUCAGAAAUUGUACAUGGGCCAUUAUUUUGUUUUAGAUUUUUUUACCAAUAAAUACCAGAAAUGUGUUCUAAACUCUG